This is a messenger RNA of Plenodomus lingam JN3, 576 nucleotides long. Lineage: Eukaryota; Fungi; Ascomycota; Dothideomycetes; Pleosporales; Leptosphaeriaceae. The record is from RefSeq and is a predicted model, not a curated record.
AUGGAUCGCUACCGAGCGGACGCCGCCACACAACGACCGGCGAAUUGGAUUGGUGCGGCAUCGAGCGUCUCUGAAAGGCCCGCCGGCGCCCUGUCUGUCUGUCUGUCUGUCUGUCUGCCUGCCCCUCGCCCGCCCACUGCCGCUGCUCGAGAACUCGAGGUGGCUGAAGGCUUGCGCUGCGCUGCGCUGCGCUGCGCUGCGCUGCUGCCCGCUGACGUCGUCGGCUGCACGGUCCCCUCGCCUGUGUGUGUCUGUGUCUGUGUCUGUGGGUGUGGGUGUGGGUGUGGACGUGGACGUGGGCGUGUUGCUCCUCUCUCCACCCGGCAUCCGCAGCAGCGCACGCAGCUUGAGAGGGGCGCCAGAUACAUGCAGACGCGUUUCGUUUGUGUGGGCGGCGCCUUGUCAAACCCACUUCGAGCUUCCUCUCGGCCACUCGUUCCCCUCUUCUCUCCUCUCCUCCUCUCUUCCCACCCACCUCCCAUCGAUCCUUGGUGCCACGCGCCUUCCACUCCUCCACUCGCUGGUAGCAACGCUUUCGCCUAUCGUGACCGCCCGCUCCAGUGCCUAACUCUCUAG